CGCAAAUGGGGUCAAAUCAAAUGUUUUUCUUGCCUGUUGACAAUAUGCUUGCACAGUCUCGAUGCCUUCUCCGUGCAACGUCCGCGCUGCGUCCAUCGCUCCGCGCGGCUGCCUUUACCACGUACUCUGGAGGGCAUGCGUCUGAAGGUCAAGGCGGUUUCUACGGCUCCCUGAAGUCGCGUUCAGAAGGGUCGGCCAAAUUUACACCAGGAUACCGCGCUGAGGAACGUGACAUUCAACAGCUUCACGCACUCAUGCAGGCAGCUAACACUCCAUCGUUUGCCCAAUUGGUAGCGGACGAAAGCACUCAGCAAUUGAUCGAUCGAUUGUAUUUCAAGGGGUCGCCAGUGUGGGGUCUUUCCCUCAAGGAACGCGAGUUUGUGUCGAGCUUGCGAACGAUGCCACGACCUUGACGUUUCAGUGUACCCGACAACUCAUGGCGUUUUCACCCCGUUUGUUCAUUAUCUUUCGUCUACGUUUGCCUGAUCAACUGACGCCUCAACACGCGAGGAAUGCGGAGGCCCUCCUUGCCGGGUCCACCACCGGCCACCGUCGUCGUCCUCGUCCGUCGCGUCGUCUUGUCCCAGCUCCUCUUCCAUGAUCGGGUGCUCAUCCAGGCUAUUUUUCCGCUCCUACGAUCGUCACAACCUUG
Molecule: messenger RNA, 652 nt
Organism: Aphanomyces invadans
Lineage: Eukaryota; Oomycota; Saprolegniomycetes; Saprolegniales; Verrucalvaceae
Exons: 1
Coding region: 6-413 (135 amino acids)
Source: RefSeq, a predicted model, not a curated record